Molecule: messenger RNA, 1793 nt
Organism: Pichia membranifaciens NRRL Y-2026
Lineage: Eukaryota; Fungi; Ascomycota; Pichiomycetes; Pichiales; Pichiaceae
Exons: 1
Coding region: 156-1664 (502 amino acids)
Molecular function (GO): aldehyde dehydrogenase (NAD+) activity
Source: RefSeq, a predicted model, not a curated record
CAAGCAGCAGAAGUAGAAAAAGAAGGCUUUUUCUGGUUCCAUCUGAAGACAGAGACGAUUCGAAGAAGUCGAGUGGAAUAAUUAGCAGUAGCAGCAACACUAGCACUAGCAAAAGCAAAAGCAGCAGCAAAAGCAACACAAGUCUACAUAAUACCAUGUAUCCUCUCGAAGUCGAAGUCAGCAUUCCAAACGGAAACACACACAAGCUCCCUACGGGCUUGUUCAUCAACAACGAGUUUGUCGCCUCCAGCGACGGCAAGACACAGGAGGUGGAGAACCCGGGGACCGGCGAGACGGUGUGUUCGGUGUACUUGGCCAGCGCCGAGGACAUCGACCGGGCGGUGGAUGCGGCCGAGGACGCAUUCAUCAACAAGUGGUCGACCAUCUCGGGCAAGAGCAAGGCGGAGUACCUGUACAAGAUCGCAGACCUCAUUGUGAAGUACUCGGCGGAGCUUGCAGACUUGGAGGCAAUUGAGUCGGGCAAGCCGCGGGAAACAAACGCCAUCUUCGACGUGUUGCACUCGGCGGACGUGUUCAGAUACUACGCCGGCAAGGCGGUUGGGGCCCAGGACGGCAAGACGGUCGAGACGGAGCCGUCCAAGUUCACGUACACGGUGUACGAGCCGUUUGGCGUGUGCGCCGCCGUCAUUGCGUGGAACUUCCCAAUGAGCACCCUCGCAUGGAAGGUGGCGCCAUGCUUGGCCGCCGGUAACACCUUUGUGGUCAAGACGUCCGAGUUGACGCCUUUGAGCGCCCUGUUCAUGUGCAAGAUCUUCAAGGAGGCAGACCUCCCUGCCGGUGUGGUCAACAUCACCUGCGGUCUCGGCUCCGUCGCCGGCGUGAAGUUGAGCGAGCACCCUAAGGUGCAGAAGAUCUCCUUCACGGGCUCCACCAGUGUCGGCAAGCUGAUCCAGCAGAGCGCAGCAAAGUCCAACUUGAAGUACUGCACCUUGGAGUGCGGAGGCAAGUCUCCAUUGGUCAUCUACGAGGACGCCGACCUCGACCAGGUGGUCAAGUGGGCUGCCUUCGGCAUCUUCUUCAACAAGGGCGAGAUCUGUACCGCGUCGUCGAGAAUCUACGUGCAGGAGAGCAUCUACGACAAGUUCUUGACCAAGUUCAAGGACCACGUCGAGGAGGCGUUCGUGCAGGGCGGGCAGUUCACCCCUGGCGUCAACGUCGGGCCAACCGUGUGCAAGGCCCAGCAGGAGAAGAUCCUCGGCUUCAUCGACUCCGCCAAGAAGGAAGGAGGCAGAAUUGUCACCGGUGGUAAGAUCCCUCCAACCACCAACAAGAACGGCUACUUCAUCGAGCCGACCGUCAUUGCCGACUGCAACCAGGAGAUGACCGCCGUCAGAGAGGAGAUCUUCGGUCCCGUCGUGUGUGUCUCCAAGUUCACCAGCGACGACGAGGCCAUCGCCCUCAGCAACGACUCCGACUACGGUUUGGCUGCUUACCUUUUCACAAACGACAUCAACAGGUCCCAGAACUACAUCAGAAAGGUCCAGAGCGGCCAGGUGUUUGUCAACAUCACCUUUGCUGCCGACUUCAGAAUGCCCUUCGGCGGCUACAAGAUGAGUGGUAACGGCAGAGAAUUGGGCGAUGAGGGCCUCAAGGCCUUCCAGCAGGUCAAGGCCGUUCACAUCAACCUCUCCAACCGUCUCUGAACAUGUUUAUUGUGUCUAAUCUGUCUACUCUCUUUUCUUCCCCCUACCCGAAUAUAUUCCACCCCUAUGCCAACUAUAUAACAUGCAGUCCCGAUGGGAUGUCCGGGAUUUCCAAAAACGAGACGAUCG